GAUGUAGCAGAGACACAGAAGGAAGCUGAGCCAGCCAAGCCUGCAGAGGAAGAACCAGCCAAGCCUGCCGAGGCUGAAACCGCCAAGCCUGCAGAAGCUGAGCCAGCCCCAGAGGUGGUGAAGACCGAAGAAGCUGUCGUCGAAACUGUUAAGGAGACUGAGCCAACAAAACAAGAGGAGGCUACAGCAGCCAAUGACACCACCAAAACCAACGAAGAGCCUCUUGUAACUCUUUGAUUAAAUUCAUUUUCAAUUCUCAA
Molecule: messenger RNA, 260 nt
Organism: Camelina sativa (false flax)
Lineage: Eukaryota; Viridiplantae; Streptophyta; Magnoliopsida; Brassicales; Brassicaceae
Source: RefSeq, a predicted model, not a curated record